AUGUCAACAACGGCUCUUUGUGAAUCCGAGGUCUUUACCUCCGCUCGUCUCGUAGCAAGCGAUUGCAAACUACCUCCAGAUGACAGAUACGGAGAAUACUAUCCCACAGAUCCCAAGAAUCUCAAGCUCGAAUCCAACUUUGGGCCCAUGCUGCCGGAGAAGAUUGGAUACAUCCAACCCACAUCGAAAGACACGCCCAUUGAGGUCAUGCGAGAGAGACUUAUUCGUGAUGGGUAUCUAUUCGUCAAGAAUCUGCUCCCACGGGACCAAGUACUGGAAUGCCGCAGGAGCUAUUUCUCCUACAUGGAGCCCUCUGGUCUUCUCAGAGAAGGAACAGACCCCGUCGAUGGAAUCUUCAGUGACAAAGAUAGUCGCAAGUACCUACCCCCGGGAAAUCUGCGGCGACUUUUCGGCCUGAAGGAUGACUACGAGUCGGAUAAGUAUGUGGAGCUGAUGAUCAAGGCGCACGAGGAGCGGUUUUAUCUUCAAUUGUGCGGGAGUACCGAACUGCGUGACUUCAUCCGCAAACUCACGGAAUGGAAAGACAUCACGAUGCUGCAGCGGACAAUGCUUCGUGCCUUUGUGCCCGAUAGCGAGUUGACACCUGUUCACUUCGAUCAAAUGUACCUUCGCGCGGGUCCGCCCACCAGCCUUACAGCGUGGGUCCCGAUCGGAGAUGUUUCGCUUGAGGGUAGCGGGCUGAUGUACCUUGAGAAAUCGGUCGAUAUCGGUCGACAGACCGAGGAAGAAUUCGCACGGAAUGCAGUAAAUCUGACUGAUGAGGAGCGUGUCUCGGCGUUCAAUAAGAACAUGAAUGAUGGGGGUUUUCUCAGUCGUGAUACAGUCGCGUAUGGCGAAAAUGCCAAGCGCAAGUGGUUGAUCACCGAAUAUGAAGCUGGGGAUGUGAUCUUCCACGACCCCUUCCUGGUGCAUGCUAGCUGCAAGAACAAGGACCCUGAAAGGAGAAUUCGGUUGGCUACUGAUCUCAGAUUCGUGAAUUCAAAUGAGCCGUUUGACAAGCGCUGGAUGAAGGUCUGGCGUCCGCUCGACGGGCUAUGA
Molecule: messenger RNA, 1059 nt
Organism: Aspergillus luchuensis
Lineage: Eukaryota; Fungi; Ascomycota; Eurotiomycetes; Eurotiales; Aspergillaceae
Product: phytanoyl-CoA dioxygenase family protein
Exons: 3
Coding region: 1-1059 (352 amino acids)
Source: RefSeq, a predicted model, not a curated record